Molecule: messenger RNA, 1014 nt
Organism: Ilyonectria robusta
Lineage: Eukaryota; Fungi; Ascomycota; Sordariomycetes; Hypocreales; Nectriaceae
Product: P-loop containing nucleoside triphosphate hydrolase protein
Exons: 3
Coding region: 1-1014 (337 amino acids)
Biological process (GO): endosomal transport; vacuole organization
Molecular function (GO): ATP binding; ATP hydrolysis activity
Source: RefSeq, a predicted model, not a curated record
AUGGACAAGCUCAGCAAACAAUUCAACGACUCCUCCCUCAAGGACUCGCUCCUCGGCUCCAUCGUCUCCACAAAGCCAAAUGUCAAGUGGGAGGAUGUUGCCGGUCUCGAAGCUGCCAAGGCGGAGCUUCAGGAGGCCAUCAUCUUCCCUCUCCGCUUCCCGCAAAUGUUCCGGGGAAAGCGACAGGCGAGGCGCGCUCUGCUACUAUAUGGCCCGCCAGGUACCGGUAAAAGUUAUCUCGCAAAGGCCGUUGCAACUGAGGUCGACCAUACGCUCUUUAGCGUAAGUAGCGGCGACGUCAUGUCUAAGUGGACGGGUGAGAGCGAAGGAUUGAUGAGACAGCUCUUUAUCCUCGCCAGAGAGAAAAAGCCGUCAAUCAUCUUCAUCGACGAGAUCGACGCCCUGUGCGGAAAGCGAGACAGCGGAGGCGCAAACGCCGAGGACACCGCGCGCAUGAAAACCGAGUUCCUCGUCCAGAUGGACGGUCUAGGCAACGACAACGACGGCGUAUUUGUGCUCGCUGCGACCAAUUUGCCGUGGUCCCUCGACCCUGCCGUCCGCAGACGUUUCCAGAAGCGAAUCCACGUCCCGCUGCCGGACGAACACGCCCGGGGCGAACUCUUCAAGGUCCACUUGGGCGACAUGAGCUCCUCGCUAGGAAACACAGAGAAUGCUUUCCGCGAUCUCGCGUGGAGGACUCCUGGGUUCUCGGGGAGCGACAUCGCCAACCUGGUCCAAGACGCACUGAUGAUGCCCGUAAAGAAGGUCCAUACCGCGACAUACUUCCGAAAGUUCCGCGAUCGAGAAGGCGAAUGGUACACGCCCUGCAACCCCGGUGACGGCGGCGCCAUCCCAAUGAGGUGGAACAAGGUCCCGGCGCGGCAAUUGAAGGAGCCAGCCCUGGCGCUUGUGGACCUUUACGAUGCGGUCCACAAGACGAAGCCGUCGGUGGGAGAAGAGGAGGUGCGCAAAUGCAGCGAGUGGACACAGCAAUACGGGAUGGAGGGAGCUUAA